CAGACAGAAAAGGGGGAAGUAUAGGGUCCGAUCCGGCACAAGGAACUCCUCCGCGCCGCAUCCAAACAGAUCCACACCCGAAAUCCCCGAAACCCUCGCCGGCGACCAUGGGGCAGGGCACGCCGGGCGGCAUGGGCAAGCAGGGCGGCGCGCCGGGCGACCGGGGCAAGCCGGGCGGCGACGGCGACAAGAAGGACAAGAAGUUCGAGCCGCCCGCCGCGCCGUCCCGGGUCGGCCGCAAGCAGCGCCGCCAGAAGGGGCCCGAGGCGGCCGCCCGCCUCCCCGGCGUCGCGCCGCUCUCCAAGUGCCGCCUCCGCCUCCUCAAGCUCGACCGCGUCAAGGACUACCUCCUCAUGGAGGAGGAGUUCGUCGCCGCGCAGGAGCGCCUCCGCCCCACCGAGGAGAAGACGGAGGAGGACCGCUCCAAGGUCGACGACCUCCGCGGCACCCCCAUGAGCGUCGGCUCCCUCGAGGAGAUCAUCGACGAGAGCCACGCCAUCGUCUCCUCCUCCGUCGGCCCCGAGUACUACGUCAGCAUACUCUCCUUCGUCGACAAGGACCAGCUCGAGCCAGGAUGCUCCAUCCUCAUGCACAACAAGGUUCUUUCUGUGGUUGGAAUUCUGCAAGACGAAGUUGACCCUAUGGUAUCUGUGAUGAAAGUUGAGAAAGCUCCACUAGAAUCAUAUGCAGACAUUGGAGGGUUAGAUGCUCAGAUUCAAGAAAUAAAGGAGGCGGUUGAGCUUCCGCUGACCCACCCUGAGCUAUAUGAAGACAUUGGAAUAAGGCCACCCAAGGGGGUCAUAUUAUAUGGAGAACCUGGAACAGGGAAAACUCUACUUGCCAAGGCUGUUGCUAACUCCACAUCUGCAACUUUCUUACGUGUCGUUGGAAGUGAACUUAUUCAGAAGUACCUUGGCGAUGGUCCAAAACUAGUUAGAGAACUAUUUAGAGUGGCGGACGAGCUUUCCCCCUCGAUAGUCUUCAUCGACGAGAUCGAUGCAGUUGGAACAAAGAGGUAUGACGCUCAUUCAGGAGGGGAGCGUGAGAUUCAGAGAACUAUGUUGGAGCUGCUGAACCAGCUAGAUGGUUUUGAUUCGCGUGGAGAUGUUAAAGUUAUUCUAGCUACAAAUCGCAUUGAAAGUCUUGAUCCAGCCUUGCUUCGCCCUGGCCGAAUAGACCGAAAGAUAGAAUUCCCUCUUCCAGACAUUAAGACUAGGCGGCGCAUCUUCCAGAUACACACGGCGAAGAUGACAUUGUCAGAUGAUGUGAACCUGGAAGAGUUUGUCAUGACUAAGGAUGAGUUUUCUGGUGCUGACAUCAAAGCAAUAUGCACCGAAUCUGGCUUGCUUGCUUUGAGAGAGCGUAGGAUGAAGGUGACGCACGCCGACUUCAAGAAGGCAAAGGAGAAGGUCAUGUUCAAGAAGAAGGAAGGCGUGCCGGAGGGGCUUUACAUGUGAUGAAUUGUGCACCGGUCUUCACUACCAGAAUGAUAUUGUGUAGUGAUAAUAUAUUUGGUAUCGCGGGAUAUGUUUCCCUGGUUUGGAGAAUAUAGGCGCAAAUUUGUUUGUAACAUUUUCUUCGCCUGAAUGGUUGGAUAAUUGAAUAGUUUGUUGUACUACGAUCUGUUGACUCCUUUCUUCCGAAGUAUUGAAUCAUAAGCUUAAAUCGCAAUGGCCAGUCAUUAAAACCGUGGCA
This is a messenger RNA of Triticum dicoccoides, 1695 nucleotides long. Its product is annotated as 26S proteasome regulatory subunit 4 homolog. NCBI's taxonomy places the organism in Eukaryota, Viridiplantae, Streptophyta, Magnoliopsida, Poales, Poaceae. The coding region runs from base 108 to 1457 and encodes 449 amino acids. The transcript is spliced from 5 exons. Gene Ontology annotation, molecular function: ATP hydrolysis activity; ATP binding. The record is from RefSeq and is a predicted model, not a curated record.